CUCUGUGUCCGUGGCUAUGUGACAGGCUGGAGGGAGGGGGAGGAGGGGAUGGGGGGUCAUUCCAAUGUGCCUAUGGAUCGAGCUCGAGGCUGAACACGGCAAUGGUACACAUGAUCCUUUAUUCAACCAGGAGGUGCAUGUUUGUGUUUACGUUAGUCAUGCCCUUUCUUCAUUUCCACUGGUCAUGCAAUUAACACAGACACGUGUGCGUCCACCUCAGCCUUACUGCAUUGCUUUUUGUGAUUUAAGCUCCAAAUUAACGGCUUCAUCAGAGAACUUGACCGUGGUUCGGUGAGGGGAAGGCGCCAGAAGCCUCCGAUCACGCGAUUCCUUCUGUGCAACAUCCCUUCCGACUGUGAGGCAUAAAGAAAAUUGACGUUAGACCUUCCGUUAACAUUUGCAGCACCCCUUCCCCAGUCCCUCCCUCCUCUCCUCCCUCAUAGAUAGGGGGUGUGGGGAAAUGGCUUUGUCGUGUAAGUUGCCAGCUGACCUCGGGGACACAGCAUCCUUUACCAUCCUCCCUUUGAUCUGGAAAUGAAUCGGAAACGCUUUGAUGAUUAGAGGAGAAGAAAAGGAGGGAAAAGUCUGUGGCGCUACAGGCGCUAAUGAAACCAGACCAUGAUAAAAGCACACUGCAUCAGUCUGAAAUUGUUCAUUUUCUGUGACCGCCUGUAGCCUCCUCCACCUGCACGUUUUUUUUUUUUGUUUUUUUUUUUUGCUGUACAAAUCCACGUUCACACCUUGCAUGGUUUUUCUGUGUCAGCCGGCAUCACUGGAGUCUGGGUCUGUAACCUGUUGGCACCAACAUCACUGCAGCCUGAGGUGUCAGAGCCCAGAGGCGCGGCGAGCCGGUCCUGUUAGCCUGCAGCUGAACCGUCACCCACUGUAUGAUUGAUGCCGGUUGAGUGGGAGCCAUCCUGAGCCACAUACACACAACCCCCCCAGAGCCCUUCAUGGAGCAUGUCUUUAUUUUAGCAAAGGAGAAAAGAGCCACAGUAUCCCAGUGAGACCGUGGCACUUCCCUGUGUGCAUGAGUGUAAGGGUGUGAGUGUGAGUGUGUGAGAGCAAGUGAGCGCCAGCGCUCCCACAUGGCCUCCAUGCAGGACGGGCUGAACUUCACGGCUCCUCCCUACGGCAAGGUCCUGCUGCUGGGUGCUAUUGCUGCUGCCUCAGCCUUUGUUGUUACGAUCCUCAUUGUGGUGCUCUGCGUGGGCUGCCAGAGGAAGGGGAAGGCACACAAUGUCCCCGGCGAAGGUGGAAAACACCGUCUCAUGGACAUGGGUAUACUCAAGCAGUCGAAGCUGCGGUCCAUCAGUAAAUCAGACACUGAGAUGAACAAGAUGAACUGCAAUGGCAAAAAGGCAUCUAAAAAGAAACGUCCAGCCAGCAUGGACCUUCUGCUGCUGUCCAGCCGCCGGUCUAACUCUGACCUUCGUUCUCAAGGCAGGCAGCUUCCCCAGAUCCCCUCUGGGAAUGGAGAGGACGGAGAACACACUUACUCUGAAGUGGGCCGACGCCCCUCCACCACACGUACCGAUGACGCCCUCUACGCCAUGGUAGGCAGAGCCGGGCAGACGGACACUCCGGCCCCUCCAGCUGUCCCAGCCAACACCCCAGCACCCCCAGAUCCAGACGGGGAUGUGGAAGGAGGACUACCUGAGCCUGAGGCCCAGGUCAUAUCUCACCCUCCAGAGACGGCCGAGUACGCCUGCGUCAGGAAGCUGAAGAAGGCCGACAAGGCGCCUCAAAAGAGGGACAGUGGAACAGACAUGGGGGAGCCGCCGGCACCACCUCCAAGACACGCCCCUCCAUCACAUCCUGCCCCUCCUCCGCCACACCCUCACAGCACAAAGUUGCCCCGUAGAAACGUGGAGGCCUUUAAUGUCCCAUCAUUCCCAAAGGAAGUGAUGUUUAUGGGCAACGGAGAGCAAUACAUCUGGAAGCCUCCAGAUGAUGACGACAUGCUCGUGCUGCAAAAUAAAGCCCUGGGCCCUUUGGGUGCUCACACGGUGGAGAAUAUACAACCUUCUGCUGCUGUGGUAGCUGAGAUGUAUUCAAAGGUGUGUAAACCAGGAAAGAAGAAGAGAGCUGUACCGGGGUCUCCCCCGGCCAAUCCUGGCUUCCGGACCUUGGGUUGUGGUGACCGAGACCGGGAUGGGGGGUUUAGUGUAGUGGUCAAACCCCAGACCUGGGCCCCUCAAGAAGGCAAAGCAGUUGGAGGGCCCCUUGACGACCACUGCUACGAGUCGAUCGGGACAGAGAAGUGCGAUCCAGCCUAUGAGAACCUGGAAGGCGGAGGUGGCUGGAAGCGAGAGAGGCCCCCCAACACAUGUGCCACCCUGCGGCCAAGGAGAAAGAAAGCCCAGCAACCCUUACAGCAGCAGCAGCCCCCUCCACCGCCGCCAACGCAGCAGACCCCCAAGUUACAGCACUUGCCUGCCAAAGCCCUGCUGCUGCCGGGGGAGAACCUGUAUGAAAGCAUUGGUGACCUGAAGCAGGGCUCUGCCACCUCCAGCACCACCACCAUCUUCACUUUCAAUGACGGCAUGGAGAUGUAUGUAACAGGGCUUUGAGGCAGCGGCUGCACUGUGAACCCCUAUUCUUCCAAGGAGCUGAGCUAACACCACAAGGAGUGACGGCUGAGCCCCUGUCAUGCUCACCCACACAUACUGUUUACAUUAAAGUCAUAACAUCAUGCCUGUCAGAGGCUCCAUAGGCCUUGGGCGGAUAAUGUUGAUCUGUUAUGACCUGGGCUGAAUACAAAGUCCGAUCUAUACACCUUACAAGGAAUCCAAAGGUAGUGAAUUACAAGUAAGCACAAGACCACUGCAGAGCGAUCUGUAGACAACAGUAGCACUUCUAUUUUACUGAUACAAAUGUGCAAAGCACAAUAAAAUAAAAAGCCUAAAUUCUUCCUCAAUUCUUGCGGGUAAAAAUAGUCAGUUAUCUGGUCCUAGCAGGACUCCCAUCUGGGAAAAAGGCACAGCAUUGCAAGAAAUCUUUUGGUAGCACUUAGUCUGUCGUGAACAGGCCUUCCCUGUAGUUGGUCAAGAUGAGAUUCAGGAUGGAAUUUAAACCGUGUAAAGGAAUGAAUUACUAAUCAAAAUACUUGAACGCUCAGGGACCAAGAGAAAACAUUAUGAGAGUAUUAAAAGAAAAAUUGCACACAUUUUGCAUUCCUCCUAAAAGCUCCAACUAAAUUAGACCAUUUUCAUAUUUUAAAAAACGACCGAGUACUUCCCUCUGUCAUGUUUUGUUUCAUCUCACAUGGACUGAACACUGUCUCUACUGCUGUUUGUUGAUCCUGUUUCUGCACUUUGCCUGCUACAAGUUGCAUGCUAUAAAAGUGAAAAAACAAACAAAAAAUCAAGCACUGUCAUGUGGUACCUCUAUAUGAAUGUUUUAUUUCUUUUAUUUUCUAUUGUCGUUGGUUGCUUAAUUAUUUGUUUGUUUAUUUAUGUUGUUGUGUGUGUUGCUUUAUGAUCUGUAGAGCACAAAGCCAGUUAGAUGAAGGAUGUCUGGCUCAGUGGGACUGUGCUGCAGAGAGGAGUGCUCAUCCCUCUCCUCCUGUGCCUGCAACACACACUCACACACAGUACAGAUGAACCAAGACUAAAGAGAACUGCUUGAGUCCUGAAGUCGGAGACGGUCCACUCAACGCCGGCCACCUCACCCCCCCCUCUCUGCCCAGUCCUCGCUCAUAUCUGUGGACCAUUCUAAAGUAGAACUGAUGUGUAUUAGCGAGCGUCAUGUCUAAACAUCACUCCCAUCAGUGAAAACUCUCUCCUCUCUCUGUUAUCAGUGUUAAAAAUAUUGCAAAAAUGACAAAAAGUGAGAAGCAAAGGGUUCGCUAAGCAGCAACGCAUCAUCGUGCAGAUAAAACACACAAAAUUACAUCCAAAUCCUGGACGAUGUAACAAUGAGUUCAUUUGACCAAAUAUCCCCAGCAAACAAUGUGAUUAUACUGUAUGUUGAUGCAAUGUGUAUGUACAUUACAAAAGAGAAAGAAUAAUAAAUAUAUCAUCAGUGUCAAGAAAUCUAUCUUUUUCUAUUAUGUUUAAUUGUGUUUCGGAAUGACUUUUCUCGUGACACAAACUGCAAAACAGCUGCAAUGUAAAUUUCAGUGUAUCCUGUUUGUUGUUUUUGAGGCCAUGGAGCUACGGUGUGUUCUUGGAAAGCCCGGCUAAGUUAAAUGUGGCAGCUAAUGUUGUGUGUUUGCUAUACAGACUACAGGGUCUUGUACUCAAAAGCGUGUAAUUAAGUGCUAAGUGCAAAAGAUUGUAAUGUUUUAUAUCAAGAUUACUAUUCAUGAAAUGUCAGUCAAGUUUAUACUUUUGU
Monopterus albus (swamp eel) is the source of this 4338-nucleotide messenger RNA. RefSeq names its product atrophin-1. Gene Ontology annotation, biological process: intracellular signal transduction; T cell receptor signaling pathway; negative regulation of T cell activation. Lineage: Eukaryota; Metazoa; Chordata; Actinopteri; Synbranchiformes; Synbranchidae. Gene Ontology annotation, cellular component: membrane raft; plasma membrane. The record is from RefSeq and is a predicted model, not a curated record. The transcript has 7 exons. The coding region runs from base 1089 to 2573 and encodes 494 amino acids.